Molecule: messenger RNA, 3949 nt
Organism: Fundulus heteroclitus (mummichog)
Lineage: Eukaryota; Metazoa; Chordata; Actinopteri; Cyprinodontiformes; Fundulidae
Gene: dcaf6
Product: ddb1 and cul4 associated factor 6
Exons: 21
Coding region: 297-3206 (969 amino acids)
Biological process (GO): positive regulation of transcription by RNA polymerase II
Cellular component (GO): cytoplasm; Cul4-RING E3 ubiquitin ligase complex
Molecular function (GO): protein binding
Source: RefSeq, a predicted model, not a curated record
GCUGACCGCUAUCCGCAGAAAGAAAUAAACCAGGCUAGGCUAGGAAGACAGCGAGUUUGGAUCGCGCGGAGCGGGCACACGGAUCGCGUGGACUCCGAGGCACGGACGGCGGGGAUCGGACUGGGGCGACUCUUUCUCCCUCCCACGGCGAUGCUGCGGGGCCGCCAUCAGCUCGCAGCGACCCGACAGAAGGGCACCGAAGUGGAUGGAAACCCGACAAAAGGCGACGUCGUCCGUGGAAGCGCUAGCUUAGUUUAGAUGUUAUUGUCAGUUAAAAACAAACCGUCUCGCUCGCGAUGUCCUGCACUGGGAACCUGGUUUGGGAUGUUAAUAAACGCCUGAUUGGAUACGGCGAGCCCAACUCCAUCAGAACCAGCUAUUUAGGUAGAAGGGAAUUUGUCCAGAGGCUGAAAUUAGAAGCGACGCUCAACGUCCACGAUGGUUGCGUCAACACGAUAUCCUGGAGCGACACGGGGGAGUAUAUCCUGUCGGGGUCAGACGACACCUUUCUGGUCAUCACCAACCCGUACAAUAAAAAGGUCAAGAAGUCCAUCCGCUCAGGUCAUCGAGCCAACAUCUUCAGCGCGAAGUUCAUGCCGCACACCAACAAUCAGGAAAUCGUCUCCUGCUCUGGAGACGGCAUCAUCUUCUACACCAACACCGAAAAGAGUCCCGAGUUCAACCGGCAGUGUCAGUUCACCUGCCACUACGGAACGGCUUAUGAGAUUAUGACUGUACCAAAUGAUCCCUACACAUUCCUGUCGUGUGGGGAGGACGGCACGGUGCGGUGGUUCGACCUGCGCACAAAAACCAGCUGCACUAAAGAAGACUGCAAAGAUGACAUCCUGAUCAACUGCCGGAGAGCGGCGACCUCCAUAUCCAUCUCCCCCCUGGUGCCGUACUAUCUGGCCGUGGGCUGCUCGGACAGCUCCGUGCGGAUCUACGACAGACGCAUGCUGGGAACCAGAGCCACAGGUAACUACAUGGGCCGGGGAACGACGGGCAUGUGCGUGCGGUUCGUGCCCGCCCACCUGUCCAACAAGUCGUGCCGGGUGACGUCUCUCUGCUACAGCGAGGACGGCCAGGAGGUGCUGGUCAGCUACUCCUCCGAUUACAUCUACCUGUUCAAUCCCAAAGACGACCAGGCCCGGGAGCUCAAGGGCCCGUCGGAGGAGAGGAGGGAGGAGCUAAGGCAGCCUCCAGUGAAGCGCCUCCGUCUGCGAGGGGACUGGUCCGACACCGGACCCCGAGCUCGUCCUGAGAGCGAAAGAGAAAGGGACGGGGAGCAGAGUCCGAACGUGUCGCUGAUGCAGAGGAUGUCAGACAUGUUGUCCCGGUGGUUCGAGGAGGCGAGCGAAGCUCAGAGCAGCAGAGGAAGCCGACCUCAGAGCCGGCCCAGAGGAACUGCCAUCCGGCCCGAGGCCUCGUUGAACACUCCUGCUGCCCCGCCUGCAGACUCCAGCCAGGAGUCCAGCGCCCCUGAGAGGCCUGCGGGGACGGACUCCCCAGAGGUCCCUGCCAGUCCUGCAGCGGCCGCCGAAGCCCCGAUGCCCAAAUCCGCCUCCGCUUCCUCCUCAGGGUCUUCAUCGACGGUGACCGCGCCGCCCCCUACCUCCGGCUCCUCUUCGCUAGAGACCUCGGCCCCUUCCUCUUCCUCCGUCACCUCCUCUCCUGACUCGGAGCAAAGGAGUCAGACGGACGCGACCGGGACGCCCACGGCCACGCCCGCCUCUGAACCCGCCCUCUCAGAGUACGGUCCUCAUCGGCUGCCCAUAAGUUUAGUGUGUAGGCGUUUGCAGAGGUUGCUUCGUCUGGCCGACCCCCCGGGCCAGGGUCAGCGAGCGGCCCCUUCAUCUUCCUCUGCAGCCUCUGAGCGACAGUCGCAAAGGAGGGCUACCUCAGCAGCUGCUGCUGCCGCUGCUGCCGCUGCGCCGAGGCAACCCCAAACAGAUUCCCCUUCGUCCGUGGUGAACAAACAGCUGGGAUCCAUGAGUCUGGAUGAACAGCAGGGAGGUGCAGAAGCUGCAGGUUCCCCUCCCGAGGAAUCGGUCACGGUGGCAGCCAGCGGCGGCGCCCCCACCACCUCUGCUUCCGUCUCUCGACCCAGCGCAGCAGAGCCAGUCCUCAGCCUGCAUUACAGCUCAGAGGGCACCACCACCAGCACCAUCAAGCUGGACUUCACUGACGAGUGGAGCAGCAGCGCGUCCAGCUCGAUGGGCAGCGGAGCCCCCAAAGCAUCUGAGGCCGUGGCGGCCAGCGGCAGGGAGACGCUGUCAGCGGAGAGCCUGGUGUCAGAACAGGCUCCCUGCGAGUCCUCGGGGCUGCAGAGUCUGCCAGCCGCCUCCUCGGAGUCGCAGCGCGACGCCUCCGGCCCCCUCGGCACGCCGGUGACUCGGGGGCCCGCCGAGUGGGACUUCGGCGGCUCUCCGCCGCAGGAGAGGAGUCAGCCAGAGGGUUCAGAGGACCCGUCAGGAGGCUGCAGGAGAGCAGAGCCUGCCGGAGAGGAAGGGGCCGAGGGUCAGAGUCAGCCGGCACCGAGCAACCAGGACUCAGAGGACAGCGACGACGACCCCAUCCUCAUCCCCCCGGCGAGAUUCAGAGGACAGGGGCAGAGAUUUAAUUCCAGAGGAUCUGCAGUGGGGGAUAGGAUGAUCAGGCGCUCCGCGGCAGCUCGUAUCCAGGAGCUGUUUCGCAGGAGGAAAGAGAGAAGAGAGAUGGAGGAAAGUGAGACCCAGAAUAUCCGCAGACCUUCAGUCAAAAUGGUUUACAAGGGCCAUCGCAACUCCAGAACAAUGAUAAAGGAGUCGUGUUUCUGGGGCAACAACUUCGUGAUGAGCGGCUCAGACUGCGGCCACAUCUUCAUCUGGGACAGACACACGGCAGAGCACCUCAUGCUGCUAGAGGCCGACAACCACGUGGUGAACUGCCUGCAGCCGCACCCGUACGACCCCAUUUUGGCUUCUUCAGGGAUAGACUACGACAUCAAGAUUUGGUCCCCCCUGGAGCAGUCGCCGUCUUUCAACAGAGUCCUCGCUGAAGAGGUCAUAACCCGCAAUGAGCUGAUGCUGGAAGAAACCAGGAACACAAUCACUGUCCCGGCCUCGUUCAUGCUCCGAAUGUUGGCGUCCCUCAAUCACAUCAGAUCAGAUCGGCUGGAGGGCGAUCGAUCUGAAGGAUCCGGUCAGGAAAACGAGGAGGAGCAGUAGCCAAGCUGGGGUUUUAUUUUCAUGAAAAAAAAGAAAGAAAAAAAAAAAACUUUUGUUGUUGCUGUAUAGCACUUGCAAAGAGUUCCCCGAGAUUUGUACUAGUGUAGAAUACUUCCUUUUGGACAUUAGUGUCAUUUCUAGGCCCUUGUGGUUUUUUUUUCUUUUUGUUUUGUUUGUUUUUUUGUUUGUUGUUUUUCCUUUUUUUUUUUUUUUUUUUUUUAAAGAACUUUCUUACCGUUUCUGUACGAGGAUAAACUACACCUGUGUGACUGCAAAAGGACGCCAGUAUGCGUAUAUAAAAGUGUAUGUGUAGAGUGCUAAUAACAGCGGCUGGUGUGAGAGGAUGUUAAAGUGCAAUAUUAUUUCUGUCUGGAGAAGGUGGGUUUGAUCAGUGUUAAUGUUUGACAUUUUUGAACUUGUAGCAAUGAAAUGUCGACGUGCUGCUGCGGCACUUAAAAGCAUGUGAAUACAGACUUUAAUUAAAACACAAAGGCUUUAUUUCUGGUGUUUUUACAAGAGUUUUGGACAGGGAGGACUGAUCAGGGAUGGAAAAACUGUAGACGGCAGCUGAUCUGGACUGAACAGAGCAUCUGUUGAGUUUUUUUUUUCCCUUGCAGCGGGUAUUUUAGCAGCCGUCUCUCUGGCUCUUCUAGAAAAGUCUCUCCUUCUCCAGUGGGGGAAAUGUAUGUUUGUUUUAAUACUUAAUGAUUUGUGUUUUAAAUAAAAGAGUUUGGGAAGCGUUU